This is a messenger RNA of Tribolium castaneum (red flour beetle), 2871 nucleotides long. Its product is annotated as ubiquitin carboxyl-terminal hydrolase 8. Gene Ontology annotation, molecular function: cysteine-type deubiquitinase activity. The coding region runs from base 189 to 2528 and encodes 779 amino acids. NCBI's taxonomy places the organism in Eukaryota, Metazoa, Arthropoda, Insecta, Coleoptera, Tenebrionidae. The transcript has 8 exons. The record is from RefSeq and is a predicted model, not a curated record. Gene Ontology annotation, biological process: protein deubiquitination.
GUAGAUAACCAUUGGCGCGUGACGUCACACCAUUUAUUCGUUAAACUGUUUUAACCUCAAAGCGUAAAUAAAAUGUUUACUUCUGAAAACAGCGAAAGUUUCUUUGAAAAGUGUGUGUUUUAGUUGAAAUUUAAUCUAAAGAUUGUUUUGGUGUUGAUUUGUGGUACAGUUAUCAUUCGUCACACGCCAUGGAACCUUACAACAAAUUAUAUCUUGCCAAAAAUUUGGAUUCAUUGGAUCUUCUUGCGAAGAAAGACUGCGGUGAUCUCAAACAUGUUAAAAUUAAUGCAAUAUAUAACUCCUUGAACACGCUGUAUAAGCAAAGUCAGCUAGACGUCCUCGACCAAGAAAAGACCUACAUCUUGCUGGCGAGAUACUUGGACGUUUACAGCUUUCUGUGGAACACCGAGUCCGAUAAAAAGUUCCUCCAGUUACGAUUCGGCUCGGAGUAUGAAAAGGUCUUGCUGCAUUACGAGAAGACCAAGAAGAGUCUCGAGGAGCGGUACGCCUUACUGGCCAACGACAGCCCCGCAACCCCUCAACCUGAAGAGACCCAGCCGCAGGUUGCGGCCAAGCCUAGCCAAGUUUUCGACAGUGAAUUUAUAUCUUGCCAACAAUUAUACAGUGCCUUACAGAAGAACUACAAGUUCUUGCUUGUUGAUGCUCGUCCAGUGAGCGAUUUCGACGAGUCGCGCAUCAACCACCCCGAUUGCAUCAACAUCCCUGACGAAAUAAUCGCAGCUGGUUUGUCAGCUAACGUUUUGGGGAAACUGUUGCCGGACGCCACCCGCGAGAAGUGGGAGAUGAGGGACAAAUACGACGUGAUCGUUUUGUUCGACUGGAACACGUCUUCUGAUAAUUUUGCUGUGACGAAGUUGAACAAGUUGCAUUUGUCUCUAGUCAAAUGGGAUUUGAACCGCAACUAUCGGGAACGUCCCGUGAUUCUGAAAGGGGGCUAUCUCGAGCUGCUCCAAACCUACCCCACCUUGUGCAUAAACCCGCAGGUUUAUCUGUACCAGAAGAACAAUGAAUUGGACGAACUGCUCGAGCUUGACGACAUCACGUACCCCACUGAGACUGACAAUAAGACAUAUGUCAUGGGGGCCCCCGGCGACAGCUUGAGCGACGACACUUCCGGCGAUCAAGCUGCGUCGGGGGAAAGAGAAUACGUGUACACAAGACGCGACAUCCUGAACCAGCUACAACAUGAACGAAAUGAGCUGAAAAAAAUCGCAGAGCAGUGCGAUAGAGAGACCAAUAUUAAACAUAUCGCAGAACUGAAACAACGUGAUGCGGAGAUUCAGGAAGAGAUCGUGCGUCUGGAGAGCUUGCUCGGCGAUUAUGAUAAGAACAUGAUCCUUGAUUUGGGUGAUGAGUCAACCGAGGAAAGCUCUGAUACUCUGAAGGAUAUUAUUGACGAAGAGCGGGACCGGGAGCUGCAGAAAGCCCGAGCCUUGAAGCCCAAAAAUCAGGGGCCAGAAGGCGCCAAAGACGCCAGUACCGAGGUUCCGGAAUUGGACAAACCCCAGAUCAAUCGCUCGACUAAACCAUCCCCAAGGCCCUGUCCGAUGGUCGAGGAGGUGGAAAUUACGCCAGGCUUGGUGGGCUUGCGUAAUAUCCGAAAUACGUGUUAUCUGAACACCAUCAUCCACUGUUUCCGCAACGUACCUGACAUCAGAGAUCUGUUCUGCAAAGGCAUUUACACCAAAUUUUGUAUUCGCAAUCCGGCGGCAAUAAUCCACGAGACCGCCAAUUUGGUGCGCCAGUUGUGGUCCAGACCAGUGAGAUCAAUCGAUCCGAUGGAGUUUUACACCAAAAUCGGGGAAUUAGAGCCCACUUAUUCGCUGGGACAUCACGAAGACUGCAUGGAGUUUUUGCUCUUUUUGCUAAACCACUUGUGCGAGGAUUGCCGCUAUGAUGUGUCUCUGCCGGCGGUUCUGACGCCGCGGCAGAAGGCUUGGUACAACCAGUUCGAGGGGAAGAACUCGAUUUUCAUCGACUACUUCUACCACCAAAUUAGAAUAACCCAGCACUGCCGACAGUGCGACCAAAAAACCUUCAAAUUUGAGAUUGAGAGCACGUUCAUGCUGCCAGUCCCUGAGGAAGACUUCACUCUGGACGAACUGAUGAGCGAUUACAUGGCGGACUUCAUCAUAACGGAGUAUUGUUGCUCCAAGUGCAAGAAGCCGGUGAACAACCAGAAGGAGAUUAUUUACGAACCGAAGAUCAUGGUGAUUGUCCUCAAAAGGUACAGACAAGCUCUCGUUAACGGCCAAGUGCUGCUCAAAAAAAUCGAAUCUCGGGCCCACUUCAAAAAACGCGACUUCCGGCUGGGCAAGAGCCGGUAUGAACUGAACGCGUUUGCCAUGCAUUCGGGGAACAUGAAUUUUGGUCACUACACUGCUGCAGCUUUGACUUCCAAGGGGUGGUACGAAUUCAAUGACGAAAACGUUAGGGCAAUCAACAUCAACGACGAUUCCGUCAAAUCGAAGGCUUGUGUUUUCUUCUAUUCGAGGAGUGAUGACUAAUACGUUAGAUUUGUGAUAUUAUUAAAAUGUUAGCUUAAAAUUGUACAAAUGUACAGUUUAAUAAGUGCUCUUUUCAUUAAAGUUUAUGGAAGUUAUCAUUUUGAAAUUUUAAGGGGCUUCUCUGAUUUUGUUCAGUUUGAGAAGACUAUUGUAUUUAAGCGUUGCUAUGCAUUUUCUAUUUGUAUUUGUGUACUUGUGAAGUGCCUUACGGAAGUUACCCCAUGUUUCAGUAUUCGUUAUUCCAUUUCUUCCGUAGGUCACUAUUUUGGUCUGAUGUUGCAUCCAAGUGCAAUCUCUUUGUAACAGACUGACAGUUCGUUAAUAAAGUUUUAUGAGUUCUUAA